AGUCAAAAGGCUGCACUCAAGAAUCAAGAAGGCUACAUGUGGCCCUAAGGCCCCAGGUUCUACACCCCGUUUGAUAUCAAUUAACCCAUUUAAUCUUUGUGAGGUAGAUAUUAAUCCUAGAUUUACAGAGGAAAGUGGGUCACAGAGAUGAAGUCAGGAGCCCAAGGUCUAGGAGAUGGCAGGAAGAGCUCAUCACCAAGAAGAGCUCUCUCACCGUGGCUGCCUCUAGCCCAGGUUGGGGGGAGGGAGAGAGUAAAGUUCUGGGUGCCUGGGUACAGGGUUUGAAUGGCUGACCCCUGGGUGGAGAAGCAAAGCUGGAGGGAGAACUGCCUAUACAGGGUGGCCAUACAGUUUGUGUGCAAUUUAAAAUACUUAUUUUACCCUGUAUAAAGGGCCAACCUUAAUAGGUAUGGAAGCAGAGUAGGUUUGGAUUUCAGGUAAGCUGUGCAGGACCCAGCAUCUUCAUGCCUCAAAUGAACUGGUGAGGGGGGUGGGGCAUGAGGCUUGAGAAAUCUCCUGGAAAUGGACUAACCUGAACCCACAAAGCUGUGGUAAGGGGCUGAAGGGAGGUUGGGCUUAGGUCCAUUGGUUUGUCUCCUUUCCUAGCCAUUGGGAGUAAGAACUGAAAUCAACAACUUGACUAGCAGCUUGAGCUGUGGGGGCAGUCUAGCAGCCUUAGCUGGGCUCCCUCCACCUGGGUGAAAUGGACUGAGGUCACACUUAGGGUGUGUUCUAUUUAUGAGGCUCCCACUUGGCUGACAUAGUGAGGGGUGCCUUCCUUCCAAAAUGACUGGGAUUGUUCAUGAACUGCCUACAGGCCUUCUAGGGAUGGGGUUCUUUGCAGGGGCCUGGGAACCCUGGGUGAUUUAGUAAGUGGCCCCUUUGGCUGAGGUUUGGGUUACUUCUGUCAGUGUGAUCCCUUUCUGUCCACUCUUGAGGCCUGGGGAAACUCUGGUUUCAUACACUUGAGGAGUAAGUACUUAGUUCAGGGACCUCAAGGUGCAGGUUAUCGCUAGAGGAGGGGUGGGAUAGAAUUAACUGUGACUUCUUGGAGUGUCCCAGGCUGAAGUUGUGAGCAUGAGAAAAAGCGUGUUCUCUGAGAUUCCAGAAGCAGACAGAUGACUCCCACCUUCCUAUUUGCUCCUGCGUAGCUCUUAGCCAUAGGCUAAGACUUACUCUGUAAGUCUAGAGUCCCCAUAUUGCAGAAGUGGAGCUCAAUCAACACAGUUUUCUGGGAACAGAGAGGGCAAGUGACUAGCUCAAGAUGGCCCAAGGUACCCAAAAGGCAGCCAGGUAGGGGGCUGGGCACAUGCCAUCUUUUGUCCCAGCUCCUGCCCCCACCCUCCUCAUUAGCACCUGGCUCAGGAUUUCCAAGGGGAGGGAGUGAUGUUGAGGUCUGCCUGCAAGGGGACAGCUAAGAGGCUUGGAGCAGCCUGGAGUCCCAGAGGCAGCAAGGUCAGAGCCUCCAGUUAGUCAAGGCCACACUCCUCUGCAGGACAGAGAGGAGAGUGCAUGUUUUAGACCUCCAUGAACUCUGGUAAUUCAAAGUACUUUCUCCAUGAAUUACUCUUUAUUUAUGAAGGUCCAGAUUCCACGUAGAAAAAUUAUCUCCUAAAAUUGUAGAUCAAAGGCAGAAAACACACUACAAUUUAGGCAGAAUAGGGGUGGUGGUAACUUCUCCUGUGUUUUUCAGGACAUGUUUAUCCACUCCGUGGUACUUUUAUAAAGCACAAAGGUAUACAUAUUAUUGCUUAAAAUGCUUAAACUUAGCAAUGGAGCCACAUGCCAGUGAUGUGCGCCAGUUUGGCUAAUAGCAAGGGCAAAUCGCUCAGAGCUGCUCUCUGGUUACCCUGCCUUUUCGCUUUCCCUGGGUCCGACACUGUUGGAAUACCUGCCGCGCAGUGCGAACCUCGGGGGCUGGGCGGGAAGAUCCAGGCGGUAAGAGCGCCUGGGCUGCCCAAAGGGACCCGCACCUGGGCCAGUACAGCACACCUGGACUGACAGCAGGGACUCCGCCCAGCGCACGCCUCCGGGUCUUAUAGUAGCCAGGCCUGGGCAGCCAAUCAUGGUCGCCCCAGGGGUGCGCUAGGAAAGCUGUGGACCGCGGUAGAGUAAAUUAAGGGCUGGUUGCACCGCGCCUGGGUCUCCGGAGACGGGAAGCCCCGGGAGGGUGGGAGAGCUGGCGGGGGUUCGAGGUGGCUUCCCAGGUAAGUUAUGUACCCGAUGGCCCCGCCCUCCAGCUGAAGGGGGAGGAACUCAGCCACAGAGACGUUAAGUGACUGGCCUAAGGUCACACAGCAAUCUGACGUUGGUGUGUGUCCAGAGAGUUUGAGGGUGCUCACAGGCACCAGCCCCUUACCCUGGCUCUGCUCUGUCAGAGAGGUGCGUUUGGGUCUCCAUCGCAGAGGGCAGGUGUCCCCGGCCUGCCACGAAGUGUAACUUCGCAGCCGCCCAGACGCCUGUAGAGCCCGAGGCGUGGCGUGACAGAUUUUGGCGCGCGAGAAGCGUACAUGGACUGCGGCUCCCGGCAAAGGUGGCCACCCUCUACCCCGCUGGAACUGGGAGUGUGGCGCCCACGUAGACGUCUCACAUUUACCCUCAAAGGGAGGUCGUCCUUCCACCGCGUCUUUAAUAGAUGACAGCUCCAAGGCUCCCGACCCAGGUCACGCAGCUAAGUUACGGAGCCAGGAUUCGAUCCUGACGAUCUGGGUUCUUGUGGCCCCGGGCCGGAGGUAGCUGUGUGUUCUUGGGCAAGUCCCUUUACUUCUCAGGGCAACCUGGCUGAUUGCCUCCCGCCCCCUCACCGGUCCCUGAGUAGCGGCCACGCAUGCUCAGUCGCGGGCGGCUGCGAGAGGCUGCAGCAGGCGCCCCAGCUACUUUGCAUUGACGCCAGCGCCCGCCGGAGGUCACCGCUGUGGGCUGGGCGCGGAGUGCUGCAGGCAACACCCGGCUAGGAUCGCGGGGCCGGAGCCGGGCGGCCCGCAACUCUGGGUGCGCUCUGUGAUUUCUGCGUUUUUCGACGGUGCGGCCGCAGGCCCCGCUGCAGCAGAGGCGCUCCCCUCUCUGCUCCGGCGGACGCAGCCUGGCCGCCCCAAUGGGCUUCUCGACGCUUCAACCCCUGGACCGCGGGUGCUCCUAGGGCUGGCCUUCUCCCUGACCCGCGCUCUGCCCCCGGGGGCGCUUUUUUGUGGGGCGGCGGCCUAGCAGGCGGAGCGGCGUCGGUGCCCACCGUUAUUUAGGGGGGGUCCGCGGGAGGCGGUGGCGCCGCGGAGCUGGAGCGGUGCCGGGCCGGGCGCGGCAGGGAGUUCUCCGCCCGGAGUGGGGGGGCUCUAGCGCGGCUCUGGCCGGCCAGCUCUGGGCUUAGGAGAGUGCAGGUCUCCUCCCCGUAUUUCCCCGGAAGCGCAGCGCGGCUGAGGCGGGCGCGGGGAUGUGAAGGAGGCGGCGGCGGCUGCCGGCUCAGGAAGGGCAUGUUCGGAGGGGCGGCCGCGGCGCGCCACCCGCUGCAGCGCCCCCUCCUCACCGCCGCCGCGCCCGCACCGCGAUAAAAGAGCGGCCGCACUUCUUGACGCGAGACCCGCGCUCGCCGCCGCCCGCCCGCCCAGGCGGCGAUGACACGGCGCCCGCGGCCGCCCCGAGGCGCCGGGCGGGCCGUUUGCUGAGCGGAUCGCGGCUGCCCGCCAGCGUGUCCGCGGCGCCACCGCCAGCAUGGGCUGCGCCCCCAGCAUCCACAACUCCGAGAGCCAGGAGGUGUACCGACGCGGCAAGGAGGCCGAGGACGCGCCUGGCUCCGCGGCGCCACGGCUGUCGUCCGGUGGGCCGUGCUCCCCACGUGGCCAGAAAAGGGUCGCCUCGCCCCCGGCUCGCGGCGCUGGCCUCGUGGAGUCUGAGCCUCGCGACGCCAGCGGCGAGAAGGUAGCAGUAGCUGAGGUGCAGUUUGGCCCCAUGAGAUUUCAUCAAGAUCAACUUCAGGUACUUUUAGUGUUUACCAAAGAAGAUAACCAAUGUAAUGGAUUCUGCAGGGCAUGUGAAAAGGCAGGGUUUAAGUUCACAGUCACCAAAGACGCGCAGGCUGUCCUUGCCUGUUUCCUGGACAACCACCAUGACAUCAUCAUCAUCGACCACAGGAAUCCUCGGCAGCUGGAUGCAGAGGCACUAUGCAGGUCUAUCAGAUCAUCAAAACUCUCAGAAAACACAGUUAUUGUUGGUGUAGUACGCAGGGUGGAUAAAGAAGAGUUGUCUCUAAUGCCGUUCAUUGCUGCUGGAUUUACAAGGCGAUAUAUUGAGAACCCCAACAUCAUGGCCUGCUAUAAUGAGCUACUCCAGCUGGAGUUUGGAGAGGUGCGGUCACAGCUGAAACUCAGGACAUGUAACUCAGUAUUCACUGCACUAGAGAAAAGCCAAGAAGCAAUUGAGAUUACAAGUGAGGACCACAUUAUACAGUAUGCAAAUCCUGCAUUUGAAGCAACAAUGGGCUAUCAGGCAGGUGAAUUAAUAGGGAAGGAGUUAGGAGAAGUGCCUGUAAAUGAGAAAAAGGCUGACUUGCUGGAUACUAUAAAUGCAUGCAUCAAGAUAGGCAAGGAGUGGCAAGGGGUUUACUACACCAAAAAGAAAAAUGGAGACAAUGUCCAACAAAAUGUGAAGAUAGUACCUGUCAUCGGACAGGGAGGAAAAAUUAGACACUACGUGUCCAUUAUCAGAGUGUGCGAUGGCAGCAGUAAGGCUGAGAAAAUACCUGAAUGUGUUCAGCCUGACACUAAUACAGAUAAUCAGACAGGCAAACAUAAAGACAGGAGGAAAGGCUCCCUGGAUGUCAGACCUAUGGCCCCUCGAUCAAGUGACGCUUCCAGCCAGAGACGGCACUCCUCCAUGGCCCGGAUACAUUCCAUGACGAUUGAGGCACCCAUCACCAAGGUAAUAAAUAUUAUCAAUGCUGCUCAGGAAAGCAGUCCCAUGCCUGUAACAGAAGCCUUGGACCGUGUGCUGGAAAUUCUAAGAACCACUGAACUGUACUCACCACAGUUUGGUGCUAAGGAUGAUGACCCUCAUGCCAGCGACCUUGUCGGGGGCUUAGUGUCUGAUGGUUUACGAAGACUAUCAGGGAAUGAAUAUGUUCUUUCAACAAAAAGCAUUCAGCAGGUUUCAAACAAUGUAAUCACUCCCCUCCCCCUUCACAAUAUCCCUCCCCGGGUAGCUGGGGCCAUGGAAAAUGAAGAACACUGGGACUUUGAUAUUUUUGAACUGGAGGCUGCCACACACAAAAGGCCUUUGAUUUAUCUUGGUCUUAAAAUGUUUGCUCGCUUUGGAGUCUGUGAAUUCUUAAACUGUUCUGAGUCAACGCUGAGAUCAUGGCUACAAAUUAUUGAAGCCAAUUAUCAUUCUUCUAACCCCUACCACAAUUCUACACAUUCUGCUGACGUGCUUCAUGCCACUGCCUAUUUUCUUUCCAAGGAGAGAAUAAAGGAAACUUUAGAUCCAAUUGAUGAGGUUGCUGCACUCAUUGCAGCCACCAUUCACGAUGUAGAUCACCCAGGGAGGACCAACUCCUUCCUGUGCAAUGCUGGGAGCAAGCUGGCUAUUUUGUACAAUGACACUGCUGUGCUGGAGAGCCACCAUGCGGCCUUGGCCUUCCAGCUGACCAUUGGAGAUGACAAAUGCAAUAUCUUUAAAAACAUGGAGAGAAACGACUACCGGACGCUGCGCCAGGGGAUUAUUGACAUGGUCCUGGCCACAGAGAUGACAAAGCACUUCGAGCACGUUAACAAAUUUGUCAACAGCAUCAACAAACCCUUGGCAGCACUGGAAGAGAGUGAGGAAGCUGGAAAAAAUCAGGAAACCAUAAACUCUAUGCUCAGGACUCCAGAGAACCGCACUCUAAUCAAACGGAUGCUGAUUAAGUGUUCCGAUGUGUCCAACCCCUGCCGCCCCCUGGAAAGCUGCAUUGAGUGGGCCGCGCGCAUUUCAGAAGAAUAUUUUUCUCAGACUGACGAGGAGAAGCAGCAGGGCUUACCUGUGGUGAUGCCAGUUUUUGACAGAAAUACCUGCAGCAUCCCCAAAUCCCAGCUCUCUUUCAUUGACUACUUCAUCACGGACAUGUUUGAUGCUUGGGAUGCCUUUGUAGACCUCCCUGAUUUAAUGCAGCACCUUGACAACAACUUUAAAUACUGGAAAGGACUGGAUGAGAGGAAGCUGCGGAGCCUCCGGCCACCUCCUGAGUAGCAUGGCUCACCACCAGGGCCCUGCUGGUGAUCCUGCAGUCAUCUGGAAUUACUGAGGGCAGCCAGGGUUCCUUGGUCCUUUUAGUAUUACGCAGAGCUGCCCUCAGUCUGCACCACCUGAGAAAGCACAUGAGGGGCAUCAGUGAACCUCUGCAGCCACCAUCCAGGGUCACCACCACAAAAUGGGACUUGGCCUGAGCUCUUCAGAAAGGCAAAUGAGGACCCUGGUUUUCAUCAACUUUCUGCAAAAACACAAGGUCUGGAGUGCCCUGCAAAGGGCACUGGUGGAUUUCCUGCCAGUAGCAGAGAAUAUCUUAUUGCAAACAACUUAGUAUAUUCAGACUUGAGAACAGCUGACAGCAAUGGACCUUUACCAACUUUUUCACAUCAUAGAAGGUGCAAUCACUCACUUUGGAACACUACUGAAAGUGACUUCUCUUUUAAAAUUGAGUAGCAAAUAAAAAAUGAAAAGAAACUUUGAAGUUGAUCAAUUGUUAAAAUGUUUUAUUUAUUUUAUCUGACAUUCAGUAUUUUCUAUGAAUUUAGAAAUGCUUCAAAGCCAAAGCCAACUUCAGAUACCAUGACCAAAUCUACAUGACUCGUAUUCAUACAUUACUUGGUAUACAGACUUAUUUUCAUAGUGCAAAUAUAAAUGACACACUCUUUUACUGCACUAUAGAAAUACUUAUGUUAUGUUAAAUUCUUCUAACUGAGGCUAAUUGGAAGAAGAGGUUCUGGUGGUAUGUCUCAUUCCUCAGAGCAAAAGGAGAAGGCUGCCUCCAGCCUGUAUACCCCAGGGUUCUGGCAGGUCUAGUCAUCGGAUAAGCUUUGCAGGCGACUCCCUAGGGUAAAAUUACGCCUUUCUUGGUUUGCAAAGAAAAAUUGGAACUUAACAUUUUCUCUUGCAGUUUUAUAAUUGAAUUUUCAAAAUUCUGCCUUACUUAUGCUAUUUCUAUAAAAUAUUCCCUAUGAAAACAAAGAACAAAAAUGAAAUAGUUAAGGAAUUGACAUUUUUUUAACCAAUCAGUUUUUAUCUGCAGUAGAAUCUUUGAUUCCUUAAAUUUAUUAAGGUUCUAUAUCUCCACAUUUUUGAACAAGCAUAAUACCAUAAAGAAUGACUCUCAGUGACAUGUCAAAGUGUUUGUCAUUUCAUUUUAAACUUGUAUUUGUUUUUUUCCAGGUAAAAAUGAAAUUAAACUAUUUGUUUCUAAGA
Molecule: messenger RNA, 7428 nt
Organism: Otolemur garnettii (small-eared galago)
Lineage: Eukaryota; Metazoa; Chordata; Mammalia; Primates; Galagidae
Gene: PDE8A
Product: phosphodiesterase 8A
Exons: 22
Coding region: 3706-6216 (836 amino acids)
Biological process (GO): positive regulation of ERK1 and ERK2 cascade; cellular response to epidermal growth factor stimulus; regulation of DNA-templated transcription
Molecular function (GO): 3',5'-cyclic-AMP phosphodiesterase activity
Source: RefSeq, a predicted model, not a curated record